Ixodes scapularis (black-legged tick) is the source of this 369-nucleotide messenger RNA. RefSeq lists its product as uncharacterized. The record is from RefSeq and is a predicted model, not a curated record. The coding region runs from base 1 to 300 and encodes 99 amino acids. Lineage: Eukaryota; Metazoa; Arthropoda; Arachnida; Ixodida; Ixodidae. The transcript is spliced from 5 exons.
AUGAAGAUUGCUCUGCUAUGCAGCCUGGUGCUUGCCGUGGUGUAUGCUGUGGAGGCUGGAGCACUUUGCCACAUGGACCAUGAGAAGCUGGCUAGUACUAUUCUUUGCAUGAGCGAGAAGAUACCGACUGAGCUAAAGGAAAAAGUGCACGCCUUAAACAAGGAGGGAACGCCGUUUCCAGAGUUCAUCAAAAAGCACUGUGAUUCAGGCACUGACUAUGUAAAAGUGAUGAAGGCGAGUAUGAGCGAGGAAGAGCUUGCUUCGCUAAAGAAGGCUUACGAGGAGUGCACCUCUGCCUAAAUGAAGCGCUGCUCCACAGUGAGCCACAAUUUGAUCACGUGCCUUGGUGAAACUUCUAAGCGAAAAUUU